CGCGCCGCGCCUGCCGCCUCCAUCGAGAUUCCCGCGCAUGCGCAGCGGCCCGUUCUACGGCUGUGUGGCGGCGGCGCCAUCGUCGGUGUGCGCGGGUAGGGCGGCGGCAAGGCCUGACUGAGCCAUGUCGGGGUCCGCGGGCUCCGGUGGCACCACCGGCUCGGCGCGGAAACGGAUCAUGAAGGAGGAAGACAUGACGAAGGUGGAGUUCGAGACGAGCGAAGAGGUGGACGUGACGCCCACUUUCGACACCAUGGGGCUGCGGGAGGACCUGCUGCGCGGCAUCUACGCCUACGGGUUCGAGAAGCCGUCGGCCAUCCAGCAGAGAGCCAUCAAGCAGAUCAUCAAGGGCCGCGACGUGAUCGCGCAGUCGCAGUCGGGAACGGGGAAAACGGCGACGUUCUCCAUCUCUGUGCUGCAGUGUCUGGACAUACAGGUUCGCGAGACCCAGGCACUGAUCUUAGCACCAACUCGAGAGCUGGCUGUGCAGAUUCAGAAGGGUCUUCUUGCUCUGGGAGACUACAUGAAUGUCCAGUGUCACGCUUGCAUCGGAGGGACCAAUGUGGGUGAAGAUAUCCGAAAGCUGGAUUACGGGCAGCAUGUUGUUGCUGGCACUCCAGGCCGGGUGUUUGAUAUGAUUCGGCGGCGAAGUUUAAGGACUCGUGCUAUCAAAAUGCUGGUUUUGGAUGAAGCAGAUGAAAUGCUCAACAAAGGUUUUAAGGAGCAGAUUUAUGAUGUGUACAGAUAUUUACCUCCAGCUACACAGGUGGUUCUGAUCAGUGCCACUUUGCCUCAUGAAAUUCUGGAGAUGACCAACAAAUUCAUGACAGACCCCAUUCGUAUCUUGGUGAAACGUGAUGAGUUGACCCUCGAAGGAAUCAAGCAGUUUUUUGUGGCUGUGGAGAGGGAAGAAUGGAAGUUCGACACCUUGUGCGAUCUCUACGACACGCUGACUAUCACCCAGGCUGUCAUCUUCUGUAACACCAAGAGAAAGGUAGAUUGGCUCACGGAGAAAAUGAGAGAAGCCAACUUCACUGUUUCAUCCAUGCAUGGGGACAUGCCACAGAAGGAGAGAGAGUCCAUCAUGAAAGAGUUCAGAUCUGGUGCAAGCCGAGUCCUUAUUUCAACAGAUGUUUGGGCUAGAGGUCUGGAUGUGCCUCAGGUAUCCCUGAUCAUUAAUUACGACUUGCCCAACAACAGAGAACUGUACAUACACAGAAUUGGCCGCUCAGGCCGAUACGGCCGGAAAGGUGUAGCCAUCAACUUCGUGAAGAACGAUGACAUCCGCAUCCUGAGAGACAUCGAGCAGUACUACUCCACCCAGAUAGAUGAGAUGCCCAUGAACGUUGCUGAUCUUAUCUGAAGGUCCACGCUCACCGAGGAGUUGUACUCAUCAUACCUUUCGUUAGCCUCCGUAAUUAUGUUUUGGACCCACCUCCAUUUGUCAUACUGCUGGUCAUAUGUUCCUGAGUUGGGGUUGCAGAUGGGAACUUGUGUAAAUAACGUCUUUUCUCCUGCCCAUGUUUUUCAAUAAAAGUGAAAUUUUACCAUAA
Numida meleagris (helmeted guineafowl) is the source of this 1553-nucleotide messenger RNA. RefSeq names its product eukaryotic translation initiation factor 4A3 (gene EIF4A3). The coding region runs from base 125 to 1363 and encodes 412 amino acids. The record is from RefSeq and is a predicted model, not a curated record. Lineage: Eukaryota; Metazoa; Chordata; Aves; Galliformes; Numididae. Gene Ontology annotation, molecular function: ATP binding; RNA helicase activity; mRNA binding. Gene Ontology annotation, cellular component: nucleolus; catalytic step 2 spliceosome. The transcript is spliced from 12 exons.